CUUUUCAACAAAUCUAACCAAAGGAAAACACAGGCGCCGAGAACAGACCUCUCUUUGCUUCAUGAGCAACUCACGGUAUGCGACCUUCGAACCACGAGCAACAACCACGUCCGCGAACUCCGCCAGCAACGCCGGCACCGACUCAGCUACCGCCGGAAUUUUUGUAUGACAGUUACCUGUUACGUCCUGCAUCGUCUACUUGUUGGGACUUGGUUUGGAUGACGGGGUUUUGAACAUCGACUAAAGAUAAUACACACUUCAGAAGGCCUCUUCGUAGUUCCAAAUUAAUUGUAGUUUUCCUGUUUGAUAGACCCCAUUGAUGUCUCUCAGAAAGCCUCCGCUUCCCCGUCUCCUUCUCAACAAUGUCUCUUGCAUGAGGAAUGCACAACAAAUCUUGAGACACGUGAAUGCCUCAGUUCACGAUGGUGGAGCACUUGUGCUGAUGGGCACUAAUGGCUCGGGCAAGUCUACUUUCCUACGCAUGUUAGCAGGAUUUUCUCGUCCUUCUGCUGGUCAGGUCCUGUGGAAUGGACAUGACAUCACAGAUUCGGGAGUUUUCCACCAGUACAAGCUUCAACUUAACUGGCUCUCCCUUAAAGAUGCGGUGAAAGAGAAGUUCACAGUUCUCGACAAUGUUCAGUGGUUUGAAGUUCUCGAAGGCAAGGAAGGGAAUUCACUGCCGGCUUUGGAGCUGAUGGGGCUCGGGAGACUGGCAAAGGACAAAGCGAGAAUGCUGUCAAUGGGGCAGCGGAAAAGGCUGCAGCUCGCAAGGCUUCUGGCAAUCGAUAGGCCAAUUUGGUUGCUUGAUGAGCCUUCGGUUGCGUUGGACACUGAAGGGACAAAGCUGCUCGAGUAUAUCAUCGCAGAGCAUAGGAAGAAAGGUGGCAUUGUGAUUGUGGCAACACAUCUGCCUAUUGACAUUGAAGAUGCAACGUAUUUGAGGCUGCCUCCGAGGUUCCCGAGGAGGAUGACUCUCGUAGAUAUGCUUGAUCGUUCGGAUUUUUGAAUUUAUACCUAUUUCUUUGUCAUUGAAAAAUGCAAGUAUGCAACUAUUUUACAUGUUUGUUAUUCAUGCUGUGAACGUUUGAUUUGCUUAUCAAUUUUUUGAUGGCUGCUAUUGUCUUCAA
Messenger RNA from Pyrus x bretschneideri (Chinese white pear), 1127 nucleotides. RefSeq names its product ABC transporter I family member 1. Gene Ontology annotation, biological process: cytochrome complex assembly. Gene Ontology annotation, molecular function: ATP hydrolysis activity; ATP binding; transmembrane transporter activity. The coding region runs from base 320 to 1006 and encodes 228 amino acids. NCBI's taxonomy places the organism in Eukaryota, Viridiplantae, Streptophyta, Magnoliopsida, Rosales, Rosaceae. The record is from RefSeq and is a predicted model, not a curated record. The transcript is spliced from 2 exons.